AUAAUUUAUUUACAUCUUCUGAAUAUAAGGAUAAUAUUUUAGCAAUUAAACCAUUAAACGUUAAUAAUUUACAAAUGUUGAAAUUAAAAAAAGUAUCAGAAACUCCAGCUCAAAAAAUAUAUCGUUAUACACAAUCUGGUGAUCACCUCAUUCAAAAAUAUUUUGGAUAUUCUCAACAAAUGCAACAUGCAACCCAAAUAAUUAUUCACAAAGAUGAUGUACAAAGUGGUGUACCUUUACCUUUGACAAAUUUUGUCAAUGCACAA
Molecule: messenger RNA, 266 nt
Organism: Scutellospora calospora
Lineage: Eukaryota; Fungi; Glomeromycota; Glomeromycetes; Diversisporales; Gigasporaceae
Source: the annotation of a GenBank genome assembly